AGUUCCUAGUUCCUUCAGAUUUCAGAAAGCAACAACAAUGAGCUGCCCGCAACCCUAGCCUCCACUGCUGCCACAAGGAGCGAGCCAUUGUCGCCGUCCGUUGAGCUUCCGCCGCAACCCUCUCCAACCCCUGUUCGCUCUCAGACUCACCGAUCGCAGGCGCGCAACUUCUUCCUCGAUCGUCCGUCAUCUUGCGGUCGUGCUAGCCGUUGUCUUCAUCUGCUCUCUGCUCGCCGUUUUGCGCUUUCUUUUUUGAAAAAAAAGAAACCCUUUCUCCUUCCCCCCGAGCAACGCAGCGCAGGUUCCCCACUUCUCCUUCUCCUCAUUCAGAUACAGGUAUACAGCCCCCAUCCUCAAAACACAAACCCUAGGUUACUCCCACCGCCGCAAGGGUCUCACUCAGCGCCGCCGUCCAUUGCGCUCAGACACCACCGUGUCUUCGUCCUGUCGUCUGCGGCUCCGCGCUUCUUCCUCAUUCAACAAUUGAUUCGCAACCCUUUGGCAAAUUCAACAGUGUUAAUCAUCUUCGAUUAUAAUCUCUCCACUGAGACUUAGAUCGAUCCAUAUUAUUCGAGUCGCCACUACAAAAAAAAUGGUGCUCACGUCCUCUGCACGUGACUACGUCAACCGCAUGCUGCAGGACAUCUCCGGCAUGAAGGUCCUAAUCCUCGAUUCCCAAACGGUGAGUAUUGUGAGCGUUGUGUAUUCACAAUCAGAGCUUCUUCAGAAGGAAGUGUUCUUGGUGGAGUUGGUGGAUUCCAUAACCAAGUCGAAGGAGCUUAUGUCGCAUCUCAAGGCCGUUUACUUCCUUCGCCCUACGACGGAGAACAUCCAGCAUUUGCGCCGCCAGCUCGCCGCUCCUAGAUUUGGGGAGUAUCACCUAUUUUUCUCCAACAUAUUGAAGGACACUCAGAUUCACAUACUUGCUGAUUCAGAUGAACAUGAAGCUGUCCAGCAAGUUCAGGAGUUCUACGCAGACUUUGUUGCAGUUGAUCCUUAUCAUUUCACUUUGCACAUCCCUUCAAGUUAUAUUUAUAUGCUCCCAGCUGUGGUGGAUCCUUCAACACUGCAACACUUCUGUGAUCGGGUUGUUGAUGGUGUAGCAGCUGUCUUUUUGGCAUUAAAACGGAGACCAGUUAUUAGAUAUCAAAGGACGUCUGACAUUGCCAAAAGAAUAGCACAUGAAACAAAUAAACUGAUGUACCAAGAAGAAAGUGGUCUUUUUGAUUUUAGGCGAACAGAAGUUUCACCACUGUUGUUGGUGCUUGAUAGGAGAGAUGAUCCUGUAACCCCAUUGCUCAAUCAAUGGACCUAUCAGGCUAUGGUUCAUGAAUUGAUAGGAAUCCAAGACAACAAGGUGGACUUGAAAUCCAUUGAUAAAUUUUCAAAGGAUCAAGAGGAGGUUGUGUUGUCGUCGGAACAAGAUUCGUUUUUCAAAGCCAACAUGUAUGAGAAUUUUGGAGAUAUAGGUAUGAAUAUCAAGCGGCUGGUUGAUGAAUUUCAGCAAGUGUCAAAGAGCAACCAGAACAUCCAAACGAUAGAGGACAUGGCCAAAUUUGUUGACAAUUAUCCUGAGUACAGAAAAAUGCAUGGGAAUGUGUCAAAGCAUGUGACUUUGGUAACAGAAAUGAGCAAGAUAGUACAACAGCGAAAACUUAUGACAGUUUCACAAACAGAACAGGAACUGGCUUGCAAUGGAGGACAAGGGGCUGCGUUUGAGGCAGUGACAAAUCUACUAAAUGAUGAUAGCAUAUCAGGUGUGGACCGGCUGCGUUUAGUCAUGCUAUAUGCUUUGCGAUAUGAGAAGGAUAGCCCUGUUCAGUUAAUGCAGCUUUUCAACAAACUGGCUUCCCGAUCUGCCAAGUAUAAAUCUGGGCUCGUCCAGUUUCUUUUAAAGCAAGCAGGUGUUGACAAGAGAACUGGUGAUCUUUUUGGAAAUCGAGAUCUAAUGAAUAUUGCCCGUAAUAUGGCCCGUGGGUUGAAGGGUGUUGAGAAUGUGUAUACCCAGCACCAACCCCUUCUUUUCCAAACCAUGGAAAGCAUCGUCAAAGGACGGCUGAGAGAUGUGGACUACCCAUUUGUUGGAAAUCACUUUCAACAAGGAAGGCCACAGGAAGUAAUCAUCUUCAUUGUUGGUGGAACAACUUAUGAGGAGUCAAGAUGUGUUGCUCUACAAAAUGCCAGCAAUCCUGGAAUUCGGUUUAUACUUGGUGGCUCUUCUGUUCUCAAUUCUAAGAGGUUUAUUAGGGACCUGGAAGAAGCUCAAAGGGUAGCUCGUUCGAACACCAGCAUUGUUUGAAAUCCAUCCUGGCACAAUUUGCAUUUUGAGGGCUAUAUAGAAAAAUAUUUUGCAGAGGGAGCUCGAUGUCGGUAUAAACUCAAUCCAUUGUUGUUGCAGAUAGUUAUUAACCCUAAUUUCGAUAGGGUUGUAGUGGUUGCUGCUUGCGGAUGAAUGCAAUUGGAAAUUGAAAUACCAAACAUAAAGGGCACGCCACUCCCCUCUUUCUUUUGUUCAUUCAUGGGGUAAAAAGUAGACACGAAAGUAUAGGAACAAAGAAAAGAAGUAAAUCUUUUUUGUGUAGUUUUUCUUCAUCAUUUUGGCUAAUCGAGUCUCAAUUUUAUUUUUAUUUUUAUUUGAAGAGUCUGAAUGGUUUUUCUUACACUUACUGAUGAAAACAAUUUUGUAUAAUCUUGUAAUGAAUGUCCCAUUCUUUUGUAUACUUAUACGGAUGUAGUUCAUUUGUAGAUUCA
Messenger RNA from Arachis stenosperma, 2751 nucleotides. Its product is annotated as vacuolar protein sorting-associated protein 45 homolog. Bases 593 to 2299 code for a protein of 568 amino acids. Gene Ontology annotation, cellular component: Golgi membrane. The transcript has 14 exons. Lineage: Eukaryota; Viridiplantae; Streptophyta; Magnoliopsida; Fabales; Fabaceae. Gene Ontology annotation, biological process: vesicle-mediated transport; intracellular protein transport. The record is from RefSeq and is a predicted model, not a curated record.